AUGGACCCUCUGGAGCAGGAAUACAAGUCCCCAUUUGACUUUGAGCAGGGGGUGAAUAGCAGCUACCUCUAUCUGUCUCCCAGCUUCAAUGUAACACCACCGGGCUCACCGCAAGUGACUGUCAGAGCCAGAGGUAACCAGAGGAGUGUGUGGGGGAGUGAGUGAAGAAGUUUGCAUUUGUUCUAGGGUGUGGAUAGGGUGUUUGGAAAGAGAACAAGAGAUAGAUGGGGUGGGAGGGGGCAUGUGAGAGAGAGAGCGAGGGAGAGAGAGGGGGAUGGAUCAUUUGUGUUUCUUGAUUUAUGAGAGUGUGGGCGGGGGGCACUGUGUGUGCGUGUGUCUGCGUACUUUUGCUGUUCAAUACGAGGGGCUGUCUGGAGCAGAUGUCAAACAGACCAAGGUUGGUUCUGACAAGACCACAAUGAACACACUCCUAGAAAGAAACCUAGAAUGGUUUCAAACCUAAAGUGGUGUCAUCAAACCUAGAGCGGUUUAAGAGUGUUGAACUGGAGCUUGGUCAAGCCAUGAGAAAUACUCUACAAGGCUGGUAUCACAGGCAAAUCCAUUUAAAGAAAUAUUAGUCAGAUAAUGUAUAACAAAGAGUUUAUGUGACUCUUAACUAUGCUGGCAGUGCCAUCCAGUGGAGGCUCCUCAGAGGAGGAAGGGGAGGACCAUCCUCAGUGAAUUUCAUAAAAAUACAAAUUGUGAAACAUUAAUAAAGUUAUCCUAUUUAGAUAAAACUGUACUAAAUAUAUUAAUGUCACCAAAUAAUUGAUUAAAACACACUGUUUUGCAAUGAAGGUCUACAGUAGCCUCAACAGCACUCUGUAGGGUAACACCAUGGUGUAGCCGGAGGACAGCUAGUUUCUGUCCUCCUCUGGGUACAUUGACUUCAAUACAAAACCUAGGAGGCUCAUGGUUCUCACCCCCUACUAUAGACUUACACAGUAAUUAUGACAACUUCCGGAGGACGUCCUCCAACCUAUCAGAGCUCUUGCAGCAUGAACUGACAAGUUGUCCAACCAAUCAAAGGAUCAGAGAAUGAAUCUAGUACUGAAAGCAUAAGCUACACCUAGCUAGCACUGCAGUGCAUAUAAUGUGGUGAGUAGUUGACUCAAAGAGGGAAAUAAGUAUUUGACCCCUCUGCAAAACAUGACUUAGUACUUGGUGGCAAAACCCUUGUUGGCAAUUACAGAGGUCAGACAUUUCUUGUAAUUGGCCACCAGGUUUGCACACGUUUGGCAACUCGAACCUUCAGCUCCCUCCACAGAUUUUCUAUGGGAUUAAGGUCUGGAGACUGGCUAGGCCACUCCAGGACCUUAAUGUGCUUCUUCUUGAGCCACUCCUUUGUUGCCUUGGCCGUGUGUUUUGGGUCAUUGUCCCAAUGUUUUGGCAUAUUACAUCAUUUAUGCAGCAGCAUACAAGACAUUUUUGGACUCACCUUGUUGUGCUGUGCUCACUUGAACAGGAAGGUGGCACGGCGGUCCAUCUUGUGGGCUCUAGAAAGAGGCCCGAGUUCCCGAUCUGGAAUUCCGAGUUGGAUGACCGUUCAAAAUUAUUUUCUGUAUUUACCCAGUCGGAGCUAUUUUUUUUCAGAGUUUCCUGUUGUCUUGAACUCACUGAAGUCUGAGAUUUCCCAGUUCCGAGUUUCCAGUUGUUUUGAACGCGGCAGAAGUCAUGAUGGAUUGACAGCAGUCAACACAGUUCAGGGAUAUAGGCUAGAAAACUCAUGCAUUGAAGAAAAAAACCCGUUAUUAAAAAUAAUAUACUUUCUUUUUUGAAAUUGAUUCAAUUUCAGUUCAUUUCCUGGUUUGAGAGAGUUAAAUAGGAACUGACCCUGAGUCUGUUGUCAGUACAGAAACCAAGGACUCUAGGCCAUAUAAGGUAGGAACCCCAAUGAUCUGGGAUGGUGGUGUAGGUUACACAGAUCCGUCACUGUCAGCAGUAUGGAGUCCUGGAUCACUGACACCUGAGUGGCACUGCCUCGUCAUCAAGAGGAGGCGGAGGGAGGAGGUGGAGUGGGGAGGGAGAGAGAGACAAUAGAAAGGGAGAGGCCAAGAAGAGGUGAGAGUAUAAAUACGUCUUGAGCAUUUUCUAUCAUUUCAUUAAGCAUCGGUCUACACAAUUUCUCAUGGAAAUGUGAUUAUGAUUUUGAUAUUCCAAAUUGGGUAGAUUUCUGUUAGAUUGACGGUAUUUUGAGCAACAUUGAUGAGCAUGCUUCUACUUGUUAAUAAUCCCUCUUGAGACCAGCCAGUCUGUUCUGUAGCCUAUUGAGACCAGCCAGUCUGUUCUGUAGCCUAUUGAGACCAGCCAGUCUGUUCUGUAGCCUAUUGAGACCAGCCAGUCUGUUCUGUAGCCUAUUGAGACCAGCCAGUCUGUUCUGUAGCCUAUUGAGACCAGCCAGUCUGUUCUGUAGCCUAUUGAGACCAGCCAGUCCUGUUCUGUAGCCUAUUGAGACCAGCCAGUCUGUUCUGUAGCCUAUUGAGACCAGCCAGUCUGUUCUGUAGCCUAUUGAGACCAGCCAGUCUGUUCUGUAGCCUAUUGAGACCAGCCAGUCUGUUCUGUAGCCUAUUGAGACCAGCCAGUCUGUUCUGUAGCCUAUUCGUGCGAAAGUUGCUCUUCUUCACUCUGUUUUUGUCUUAUUUCCAGCACUGUCCCUUACCCUGGAACUAGCUGUUCAAGUCAAAAAGGAUGGAUUGAUGGCGUAGCACAUCCUGUUACUCCUGAUCCUGAACAGCCCACCAGACAGUAGCUAACAAACACCACUUGGUAACACUUUGAAGGCUACAUAGGGGCUACUUAAGAACUGCAUAACAAAAUCCUUUUGAUUAAUUGUUCAGCAGUCUUAUGGCUUGGGGGUAGAAGCUGUUAAGGAGCCUUUUGGACCUAGACUUGGCGCUCCGGUACUGCUUGCCGUGUGGUAGCAGAGAGAACUAUGUCAAUGACAUUUACAUUUUAGUCAUUUAGCAGACGCUCUUAUCCAGAGCGACUUACAGUUAGUGAGUGCAUACAUUUUCAUACUGGCCCCCCGUGGGAAACGAACCCACAAACCUGGCGUUGCAAGCGCCAUGCUCUACCAACUGAGCUACAGGGGACAUGUCAUCUCUAUCAACUCUGGAAAUAUGUUGGGAAUGUGAGGAGGAGAUGGAAGUGUCUGGCUGUAGGAAUGUAGGGGGAGGUGAGGAGGUGAUAGUGUGGUCGACCAAGCACUAAGGAAAAUAAGGUAAUUCCAUCUCAUUUAAGUCAGAUACAUCUCUGGUUUAGUAUCAAGUAGUUCCAACCACAUUUCUUCAUAUUUUCAUGAAUGGCAAUCGAAACCAUAGGGUACUGAGCCAAUCAACUACCAUCCAUACAGGAACCAUCCACAGAUCCAUGCCAGCUGUGAUUCUGUAUAUGAACUACUGUUACCAUAACAACAGUUAUAUCUAACCCUAAUCAACUACGGGGACCUACUGUAACCAUAAGAACAGUUAUCUAACCAUAAUCAACUACAGGGAACUACUGUAACCAUAACAAGAGUUGUCGAACCCUAAUCAGAACGGGACCACAGAGUGCUGAAGCGUGUAGCGUGUAAAAAUCAUCUGUCCUCGCAUGCAACACUCACUACCGAGUUCCAAACUGCCUCGGGAAGCAACAUCAGCACAAUAACUGUUCGUCGGGAGCUUCAUGAAAUGGUUUCCAUGGCCGAGCAGCCGCACACAAGCCUAAGAUCACCACGCGCAAUGCCAAGCGUCGGCUGGAGUGGUGUAAAGCUCGCCCGAUUGGACUCUGGAGCAGUGGAAACGCAUUCUCUGGAGUGAUGAAUCACGCUUCACCUUCUGGCAGUCCGACAGAAUCUGGGCUUGGGGGAUGCCAGGUGAAUGCUACCUGCCCGAAUGCAUAGUGCCAACUGUAAAGUUUGGUGGAGGUAGAAUAAUGGUCUGGGGCUGUUUUCAUGGUUUGGGCUAGGCCCCUUAGUUCCAGUGAAGGGAAAUCUUAACGCUACAGCAUACAAGGACAUUCUAGACGAUUCUGUGCUUCCAACUUUGUGGCAACAGUUUGGGGAAGGCCCUUUCCUGUUUCCGCAUGACAAUGCCCCCGUGCACAAAGCGAGGUCCAUACAGAAAUGGUUUGUCGGUGAUCGAUGUGGAAGAACUUGACUGGCCUGCACAAAGCCCUGACCUCAAUCCCAUCGAACACCUUUGGGAUGAAUUGGAACGCCGACUGAACCAGGCCUAAUCGCCCAACAUCAGUGCCCGACCUCACUAAUGCUCUUGUGGCUGAAUGGAAGCAAGUCCCUGCAGCAAUGUUCCAACAUCUAGUUGAAAGCCUUCCCAGAAGAGUGCUGUUCUAGCAUUAAAGGGGGUACCAACUCCAUAUUAAUGCCAAUGAUUUCAACAAGCAGGUGUCCACAUAAUAUUGGUCAUGUAGUGUAUCAAAUCCAUGAUUCACACUACACAGGCCAAAACUAUAUUUCUCCAAUCAGAGAAAGUUAGGACAGUGCAUCAGCAAAAUGUCAUAUUGACUGUACAGUAGAGCAUAUUAGUUACCUAGUAAGAUAAUUAGUUAUUGGAGUUGUUAUUCCACUUGCAGACUUUUUGUGUCUUGUUGAUUAACAGCUCUGUUCUGAACUACCUCUGUUUUUCUCUCCUGCUGUCAAGUCUCAGAAUGGCUCCAUCCAGAAAGUUUGGCUAUUCAUGUGUUGUUUUUCCUACAGCGUACAGCCAUGACUGGCCUGCUCAAGGCUGAGUGUCAGACAUCCAAGCAGUGGUGGGACAACAAUAUUGCGUGUGUGCGUGAUAGCGUAUAUGUGUGUGCGAUAGCGUAUAUGUGUGUGCGAUUGCAUGCAAGUGUGUGCGAUUGCGUGUGUAUGUGUGUGUGCCCUUGGGCUAGUAUCCAUCUUCAAAGGCUAUCUCUUAAUCUAACUGGUCCUCCCAACUCUCAUCCUCCACCCCCUGUGGACUAUCUUUUCUUUAUGUCUUCUUCCUCUUCCUCCUCUUCAGAAGGAGAGAUACUACUCAGGUUGACAGCUAAUGUUGGUAUGGUCCUACUAUGCCUUUGAGGAUAGGAAAUCCUUUGAGUGUGAGGAUAUCUCUCUUAACUCUCUCUCUCUCUCUCUCCCUCUCUCUCUCUCUCUCUCUCUCCCCUCUCCCUCUCUCCAGGUGCUGUGAGACCAGACUCUAUCCCAGAGGUAGGGGAGGAUGCAGUCACGUCAGUGACCGUGUCCCCUUCCAUCCCCACCCUGACAGAGGAGGAGCAGGAGGAGCUACGAGGGGAGCUGCUCAGGGUAACCUUUCCUGAGACCUAAAGAGUUUCUUUAGCCUCCAGAGCCAAUGCCCUUUUCUCCCGCCACGUCUCACCAGGUCUCCCUGUCUUUCUCCAUAUCUCUCGAAGGUGGAGGAUGAGAUCUUGACUCUGUCUCAGGUGCUGACAACUAAGGAGAACCAGUUGGCAGACAUCAAGAGGAAGCUGGGCAUCACUCCUCUCAACGAGCUCAAACAGAACCUCAGCAAGAGCUGGCAAGAGGUCACCACCUCUACGGCGUACGUGGCUGUACACACACACACACACACACACACACACACACUGUUCUGCAGAGUCAGCUCUCACAGGCUGACUAGUCGGAGGGGGGAAUGAAUGUGUACAUACUCUCUUCUUCCUUUCUCAUACUUAAUAAUUUCAUCUCACCUCUCCCUCUUAUCAUUUCUCUCCAUCUUUCUCUCUUGCACCUCUUUUGCAUAUUCACUCCCUCUGUUCUCCAUCGUGCUCUUAUUCCCCUCUCUCCCUCUCAAUUCAAUUCAAUUCAAUUUGCUUUAUUGGCAUGACGUAACAAUAUACAUAUUGCCAAAGUUUACAUUGGAGAUUUACAAUAUUAACAUAAUUAAUAAUAAUAAUCAAUAUUGUCAACGGGACAACAGUAACAACAAUAACCAAGGGUCAAAAUAACCAUUGAACAAUAACAAUAAGCAUAGAGGACAUGUGCAGGUUGGUUAGUCUGUCAGACACUGUCCCUCAUCUUAUGGCAGGCAGCAAUGUAGUGCGCUGCCAACCACAGCUCUCUGCUUCCUCCCCGAACAGGACGGGUAGCCUAUUCUCAUCAGAGAGGUGUUUGAAAAUUUGGGGAAAUGACUCUCUCUCUAUACAGCUAUAAGAAGACGUCAGAGGGCCUGUCCAUGGCCGGUCAUAAGGCCACAGCAGCCUUCACCAACAUGGGCUCAGCCAUCAGCAGGAAGUUUGAGGACGUCAGGUAACCACCUCUACCCAGCCACCUCUACCCACUACCCCAGCCACCUCUACCCUCUACCCCAGCCACCUCUACCCACUACCCCAGCCACCUCUACCCUCUACCCCAGCCACCUCUACCCACUACCCCAGCCACCUCUACCCUCUACCCCAGCCACCUCUACCCUCUACCCCCAGCCACCUCUACCCUCUACCCCCAGCCACCUCUACCCUCUACCCCAGACACCUCUACCCUCUACCCCAGCCACCUCUACCCAGCCACCUCUACCCACUACCCCAGCCACCUCUACCCUCUACCCCAGCCACCUCUACCCUCUACCCCAGCCACCUCUACCCUCUACCCCAGCCACCUCUACCCAGACACCUCUACCCACUACCCCAGCCACCUCUACCCUCUACCCCAGCCACCCCUACCCACUACCCCAGCCACCUCUACCCUCUACCCCAGACACCUCUACCCUCUACCCCAGACACCUCUACCCUCUACCCCAGACACCUCUACCCUCUACCCCAGACACCUCUACCCUCUACCCCAGCCACCUCUACCCUCUACCCCAGCCACCUCUACCCUCUACCCAGCCACCUCUACCCUCUACCUCAGCCACCUCUACCCUCUAACCGGCAACCUACCCUCUACCCAGCCACCUCUACCCUCUACCCCAGCCACCUCUACCCUCUACUUCAGCCAUCUCUACCCUCUACCCAGCCACCUCUACCCUCUCUACUUCAGCCAUCUCUACCCUCUACCCAUCCACCUCUACCCUCUAUCCCAGCAACCUUUACCAUCUACCCAGCCACCUCUACCCUCUACUUCAGCCACCUCUACCCUCUACCCAGCCACCUCUACCCUCUACCCCAGCCACCUCUACCCUCUACUUCAGCCAUCUCUACCCUCUACUUCAGCCAUCUCUACCCUCUACCCAGCCACAUCUACCCUCUCUACUUCAGCCAUCUCUACCCUCUACCCAUCCACCUCUACCCUCUAUCCCAGCAACCUUUACCAUCUACCCAGCCACCUCUACCCUCUACUUCAGCCAUCUCUACCAUCUACCCAGCCACCUCUACCCUCUACUUCAGCCAUCUCUACCCUCUACACCAGCCACCGCUACCAUAUACCCAGCCACCUCUAUCCUCUACCCAGCCACCUCUAUCCUCUACCCAGCCACCUCUACCCUCUACCCUCUACCCAGCCACCUCUACCCCAGCCUGGCCCUCCCUUGGUCAUUAGCACCAAUGAGACACAUUGGAAUAAAAUGUGAUGUGUCCACUACUAACAUCCCUGUACUAAUAAUACUAGCUAGUACUGCUGAUAUACAGUGCAUUUGGAAAGUAUUCAGACCCUUUCCCAGAUUGUGUUAGGUUAAAGCCUUAUUCCUCAUCAAUCUACACAGAAUACCCCAUAAUUACAAAGCGAAAACAGGUUUUGAGAAUUUUCUGCAUAUCAAAGAAUAAAAAUAAAAUAACUAAUUUUCAUAAGUAUUCAGACCCUUUGCUAUGAGACUUGAUACUGAGUUCAGAUGCAUCCUGUUUCCAUUGAUCAUCCUUGAGAUGUUAUUACAACUUGAUUGGAGUCCACCUGUGGUAAAUUUAAUUGAUUGGACAUGAUUUGGAAAGGCACACACCUGUCUAUACAAGGUCCCACAGUUGAGAAUGAAUGUCAGAGCAAAAACCAAGCCAUGAGGUCGAAGGAAUUGUCCGUAGAGCUCUGAGACAGGAUUGUGUCGAGGCAGAGAUCUGGGGAAGGGUACCAAAACAUUUCUGCAGCAUUGAUGGUCCCAAGAACACAGUGGCCUCCCAUCAUUCUUAAAUUAAAAAGUUUGGAACCACUAAGACUCUUCCUAGAGCUGGCCGCCCGGCCAAACUAAGCAAUCGGGGGAGGAGGGCCUUGGUCAGGGAGGUGACCAAGAUCCCGAUGGUCAAUCUGACAGAGCUCCAGAGUUCUUCUGUGGAGAUGGGAAAACCUUCCAGAAGGACAACCAUCUCUGCAACACUCCACCAAUCAGGCGUUUAUUUGGCCAGAUGGAAGCCCCUCCUCAGUAAAAGGCACAUGACAGCCCGCUUGGAGUUUGCCAAAAGGCACCUAAAGGACUCUCAGACCAUGAGAAACAAGAUUCUCUGGUCUAAUGAAACCAAGAUUGAAGUCUUUAGCCUGAAUGCCAAGCGUCACAUCUGGAGGAAACUUGGCACCGCUCAUCACCUGGCCAAUACCAUUCCUACGGUGAAGUAUUGUGGUGGCAGCAUCAUGCUGUUGGGAUGUUUUUCAGCGGCAGGGAUUGGGAGACUAGUCAGGAUCGAGGGAAAGAUGAACGGAGCAAAGUACAGAGAGGUCCUUGAUGAAAACCUGCUCCAGAGCGCUCAGACUGAAUGUCCUUGAGUGGCCCAGCCAGAGCCCGGACUUGAACCUGAUCGAACAUCUCUGGAGAGACCUGAAAAUAGCUGUGCAGCGACGCUCCCCAUUCAACCUGACAGAGCUUGAGAGGAUCUGCAGAGAAGAAUGGGAGAAACUCCCCAAAUACAGGUGUGCCAAGCUUGUAGCGUCAUACCCAAGAAGACUUGAGGCUGUAAUCGCUGCCAAAGGCGCUUCAACAAAGUACUGAGUAAAGGAUCUGAAUACUUAUGUAAAUGUGGUAUUUCGUUUUUUUAUUAUGGGGUAUUGUGUGUAGAUUGAUGAGGAAAAAAACAAUUUAAUCAAUUUUAGAAUAAGGCUUUAACGUAACAAAAUCUGAAUACUUUCAGAAUACACUGUACUGUAUUAACAUGAAGCCCGUAUCCAAAUAACGCUGAAUUUGCAACAAUAUGGAAGUAUUGACAGAUAAGUGUAAGCUAAGCUUAUCCCUGAAGUUUGGUACUGAUUUCUAUAAAGUAGAGAGUGGAGACUGAAGUGUCAGGCAGGGAAAAUACACACACUAAUCUAUCUCAUCUUCAUUGGUCAUUCUCUGUACAUGUCUUUAAUACAAUACUUGGCCUUUACAGAUUGCAGUCUAUUUCCAAUUCCUUUGGGUAAGACUGUCCCCGCUAGUGCCGUUAGUCAAUCCAUACAAAGUCAUUUUGAUGUGCUAGACAGGAAGAGAAAGGAAGUCAUUUGAGAGAGAGAGAGGACAGAGAGAGAAAGAUAGAGAGAGAGAGGAGAAAGAGAAGCGUGAGAGAAGAUAGAUAUACCCCAUUAGAGAGAGAGAGAGAGAGGAGGAUAGAGAGAGGAGCGCGAUCUCAUAGAAGUAGAGAGAGAGAGAUAACAUAUACAAUACUAGAUCCGAGAGAAGAGCGAAUUAGAGAUAUAUAAUGAUAGAUAUAUCUCUCUCUCUCUCUCUCUCCUCUACUCUCUCUCUCUCUCUCUCUCUCUCUCUCUCUCUCUCUCUCCUCUCUCUCUCUCUCUCUAUAUCUCUCUCUCUCUCUCUCCUACUCGUCCUCUGCUCUCGAUCUGCUUCUCUCUCGAUCUCUCUUCUAUGGGGCGGUAACUUGUGUGGGUGAUUGGGUUUGUGUGAGGAUUCAUGUGAUUGAAUGAUUGUCUAUGUAGGCCUACAUUUCCAUACAGGACUAGGAUAACUUGUGCAUGUUGUCACCUCAACAUACUCUUAUAGUCAGUCAUCAAUUUAACUGGGAUAAUAGACACAUGGAAUGAAUGAAUGGAAUGAAUGAUAUAAAGGAGGAGUGAAUGAGUGUGCAUCUAUACCUCUUCACACUAACACUGGUGCACUCUUUCUUUGCUAAUCACUCUCUCUCUCUCUUCUUUAAUGCUGUCGGAUAGCGUACGCUCCCUACAGCAUUCUGCUAGUAUGCCCGUAAUGAGGUAAGGGGCCAACACAUAACCAAACCACGGCUUGCUGGAACCCUCUACUCCCCAGUGGCACCUUUUACAACAACCUUUUGUAGCAUUGCGGACUUGAAAAUCUGGCUUAAGUUCAGGAUGGUAGAACUGUGAAGGUGUUUUAUGGAAACUGCCGAGUUGUAGCUUUAGGUCAAGGUACCACUGCCAACACCCCUCUAGUCUAUAGGGACUGAGGUGCUUUGCUGCCAUAAAAAUGAAUGGUUAUUUCCUUGUCCGUGUCCUUGUAUUCAUACUGUUUUACCCUCCGGACAAUAGUCUAUAUGAUCUGUCAACAGAAGAGAAUGGAAUGUGGCCACUCUGGAAUCAUCCAUUGUUAACUGAACCCAAUCUGGAUGCGCCAUCUGAUAACGUUCCCUAUGAAAACAAUGAUGAUAAAUGUGUGUGCUUUGUGUGUCAGUGUCUCUGGUCAUGUAAGAGUGAGGUGUCUCUUAGCUGCGUCCAAAAUGGCACCCUAUUACCUAUUUAGUGCACUGAUCAAAAGUAGUCCACUACAUAGGGAAUAGGGUACCAUUUAAGACACUGCACACCUGUCUCUGGGCGAUAUCACUCCUCGUACAUCUCUACUCACAUCACGUGUCACUCUCUUCACAGGAACACGCCCACCUUCAAGUCGUUUGAGGAGAAAGUAGAGACUUUAAAGGUAAUGGAUACGAAAAGUGACUAAGAACUUACAAUCACUUCUCAGUACAUUUGGAGGAACCAUUCAAUAUUUAUCUUUAUCAAAACAGACAAUAAAAAGUCAAUAAUUCAUCCAUUCGUUCAUUUAUACAUUCAUACAUUUGUUUGUUCCUUCAUUCAUUCACUCAUUCAACACCUGUAUCUCUUCCUCCUCCUGCAGGUCAAGAUGAGCCCGACGGUGUCUCAGGGUGAUUUUGGCGACGUGUUGACCUCUACAGCAACCUCUGACCCAUCUGUUGUCAUGGAGAAACAGCCAGAGGCCACGCCCAUCGCCAUCCAGGAAGAACAGCCCCAGUGA
This is a messenger RNA of Coregonus sp. 'balchen', 11021 nucleotides long. The record is from the annotation of a GenBank genome assembly. Lineage: Eukaryota; Metazoa; Chordata; Actinopteri; Salmoniformes; Salmonidae.